AUGUGGAAGAUUGGCAUCGAAAUUCCUGCAAACCUGACUGAGCCGAGUUAUGUCAGUGAUUCUUGUGAGGAAGAAUUUCCGGACCAGAAGAUCUACAGGAAGCACCUGACUGCAUGUAUCUGCAAGGAUAAGCCCUGUGUCAAGUUCUGCUGCCCCCGAAAAAAUACGUUGCCGUAUGGCCAAUGCGAUGACGACUUCAAGAAGAAGAUUGCUUGGAAUGACCACUAUUUGGAUAUGGUGUCCAGCAGUGGGAACACGUACAGGCUUAAAGACAUUAACAUAAUAUGGGAAGCCUGGACCGAGGACCACUAUACCGGCCUUCUGAGCCAAGAUGAGUACUACAUGUCAGAGGACGGUAGCCUUUUCAACGUUCCCAUUACCACGAUACUGACUAGAGAUAAUUACUGCAUUUAUCCCCAAUUUAAUUCGGACUUUCCCAACGGAUUGUGGUUUUCCCAACCGCAUUGCAUCAUGGUGAUAUCGGUACUUGGAUUCAUCCUAACGAUGGCCGUUUAUCUUUACGUUGCGAAGCUCAGGAAUCUGUUUGGAAAGUGCCUGAUUAGCUGGUUGCUCUGCAUAUCCAUCAAAUUUCUUAUUGAAAUACUAAACACCCUUCUCUCCGUCAACUACAUUUGCGUUCUAACAGGCUACUGUUAUUACUUCUUCACGAUGUCGUCCUAUCUCUGGUUUUCUGUAAUGAGCUACCACCUUUGGAGGCGCUUCACUUCGCUCGAUGCGAGUGAGUCAUUGAGUCUCUUCCUGAAAUACAGCUCCUUUGUGUGGGGAACCACUGCCGUUCCGACGGGAGUCAUAUUCCUGAUGAAUCUGCUUUGGGGGGAGGAUCUCAGGAAGUGGCACUGGAUGCCUCUAGUGGGCGUGGCAGAGUGUGUCGUCCACGUGUAUGCACCCUACAAGUGGAUUUACUACGAUGGACCGUCGCUGAUCCUGAACGUCUUCAACUUGAUCAUGUUUAUCCUGACGGCCGUUCACGUUCGGAAUUUGAAGAGCAACCUGAGGAAGUUGAACCGAGGAGAGGCGACGCCAACCUGCUUCGAUUUGAACAUAAAGACGGUUUCAGUUGGGCGGAUUUCUGCCCUCAUGGGCACAAACUGGUUCUUAAGCCAAUUCUCAGUUAUUUUUAAUGAAUUUCAGUGGCUUAAAAAUACCAUAAUUAUUGAAUUAUUCGGCUUCUUUAAUGCCUCCUUUGGAAUAAUGAUAUUUAUGCUGCUAAUCCUAAGGCCCAGCACUUUGUCACUAAUCAAAGAAAGAAUUCGUGGAAGGCAGUGA
Messenger RNA from Drosophila ficusphila, 1287 nucleotides. RefSeq names its product probable G-protein coupled receptor Mth-like 12. The record is from RefSeq and is a predicted model, not a curated record. Gene Ontology annotation, biological process: cell surface receptor signaling pathway. The transcript is spliced from 7 exons. The coding region runs from base 1 to 1287 and encodes 428 amino acids. Gene Ontology annotation, cellular component: membrane. Gene Ontology annotation, molecular function: G protein-coupled receptor activity. NCBI's taxonomy places the organism in Eukaryota, Metazoa, Arthropoda, Insecta, Diptera, Drosophilidae.